This is a messenger RNA of Eriocheir sinensis (Chinese mitten crab), 7477 nucleotides long. Its product is annotated as semaphorin-1A-like. The record is from RefSeq and is a predicted model, not a curated record. The transcript is spliced from 17 exons. Bases 16 to 2322 code for a protein of 768 amino acids. Gene Ontology annotation, molecular function: semaphorin receptor binding; chemorepellent activity. NCBI's taxonomy places the organism in Eukaryota, Metazoa, Arthropoda, Malacostraca, Decapoda, Varunidae. Gene Ontology annotation, biological process: axon guidance; positive regulation of cell migration; semaphorin-plexin signaling pathway.
CGGCGACUCGUGCUAAUGAAGGCUUUCCUCUCCCCCACAGAUGAGCUGGAGUCGCAGGUCUUCCCGGGCAACAAGAGUGAGGUGGAUCAUUUUCGUCUCCUGCAGAGGGAUGGUGACUCUCUCCUCAUUGGCGCAAGAAACAUCGUCUACAACAUCAGCGUCCACAACCUGCAGGAGAAUCUUAGUCAGAGGAUAGUAUGGUUCUCCAAGCAAACCGACAGCUCCACCUGCUUCACCAAGGGCAAAUCAGCGGAUGAAUGCCAAAACUACAUCCGGGUCUUGGCCAAGGAGGGCGAGGGGAAGUUCCUGGUCUGCGGCACCAACGCCUACAAGCCCCUCUGUCGCCACUACGCCCAGCAGGCGGAUGGAAGCUUCAACUUUACCGAGACUAACGGGGCGGGCAAGUGUCCCUACGACCCGCGCCACAACUCUACCUUCGUCUACGUAGACGGCGAGCUGUACUCCGGGACCGUGACAGAUUUCUCGGGCACGAACUCCCUUAUUUUCAGAGAACCCCUGAAGACCGACAGCAAUGACUACAAUCAGCUCAAUGCACCCGAUUUCGUGCACUCUUUCGAGUACGAGGACUUCGUAUUCUUCUUCUUCCGAGAGACCGCGGUCGAGUACAUGAACUGCGGGAAGCGCGUGUACUCCCGCGUGGCGCGCGUCUGUAAGGGCGACCGAGGCGGCGGCCAGGCGCGCUUCAGGAUCUUCUGGACGUCGUUCCUCAAGAGCAGACUCAACUGCUCCGUGCCCGGGGAGUACCCGUUCUACUUCGAUGAGAUCCAGUCCACCACGGACGUCAUCUCGGGCAUCUACGGCGGCGAGAGGCACCAGCUGAUCUACGCCGUCUUCACCACGCCCUCCAACUCCAUCCCGGGGUCGGCGGUGUGUGCCUUCUCCAUGCGCUCCAUCCUGGACGCCUUCGAGGGAGCCUUCAAGGAGCAGGAGACCAUGAACUCCAACUGGCUGCCCGUCAGGUCCCAUGACGUUCCGGAGCCACGGCCAGGGAGCUGCGUGGAGGACAGCCAGACACUCCCGGAGGACAACAUCAACUUCGCCAAGUCUCACUCGCUGAUGGACGAGGCUGUGGCAGGAUUCUUUGAGCGGCCACUUCUCAUGAAAGCUUCCUUCAAAUAUCGCUUCUCCAAAAUCGCGGUCGACCCUCAAGUGACUUUCCUGGACGGCAAGACAGUCGAUGUUCUCUUCAUCGCCACGGACAGCGGCAUCAUCUUCAAGGCCAUCAACACCCAGACGUCAGCAGGAACCAGCAACAUUGAUCCUGUGGUGAUUGAGGAGAUCCACGUCUUUGAGGAGCCUGUGCCCAUCAUGAACCUGCAAAUAGCCCACCAAAGUAAUGGGGAGAGCAAACUCAUAAUCAUCACCGACUAUGAAGUGAAGUCCAUCGAUCUCCACCGCUGCCAGAGAGCCACCACCUGCAGUGCUUGUGUGGGACUGCAAGACCCUUACUGUGCUUGGCACGAUGCCUCCAACCUCUGUGGCCCUCCAGAGCCCAAGGCAUCUGGCCCCAUUUACCAGAAUGUCUCAGGCUACCACCAGCAGUGCCCAUACAGCGCUGACAGUGAAUCCUCAAACCCCUCCACGCCGAUACAAACAACUGAGGCCCCGAGCCCCCCAGAAGUGGAAACGUGUGCUCCCUGUGUAUGUCCUGAGCCUUCCUCCCCGCGCCCGCCCCCCGUUACCGAUCCUGUGCCCACGGAGGGAUCGGUGGAUCACUCAACUAUUUUUGAUCCUCUGCUUGAUGAGGAGGAAACAUCCAUCGAGAGUAAUAAAAUUCCCCAGCUGCCGCCGACACAGGAAAACACUAAACGCACCAACAGUGUUCCAAACAGUGUCUCUCAGGAGGGAGACUUGACCAAUGAGAUCCUGCUGGAUGCCGUUGGAAGAGAGAAGGGCCAGGAUGUCGGCAUUGCUUAUGCUGAAGGCGGGAUCACCGGUCCAGUGGUAGGGGCAUCCCUUGAGGGUCCGCCCAUCUACUCCGCCGAGACGCUGGCCAUCGCCGUCACCACCGCCUGUGUCGCUGCUCUUGUCAUUGGCUUCAUCUCUGGGUUCCUUUUUUCUCGCAAGUGCCGGGGGGACGAGUAUGCCCACACAUACUCGGAAACUCCCUAUUUGGAUUCAAAACUCAACAAGAGAGACAACCUAGUACCAGCGGCGGACCCAAACAUGUACACGGCCAACAACAAGCACAUCAACAACCUGGUGACCAACUAUAACCCAAAAAACAUUAAUGGCAAGUCCAACACCAACACCACCACGGACAGCAAGCUGCUCAAGCCUGCCAAGUGUGCCUACAUCUGAACCACCAGGGAGCGUUGAGCCUGUUGUUGGCCCGACCCGUUUGUAUCUCAUUAGCUUAGCUGGAGUGUAAGAUGACCACUGUCGCCAACUGACUGCAGAGGCUCUGGAGAUGCCUUGAAAACAGAGGCUCUCCAGCAACACAGUGUUCCUCUUCACUUGCUGAGGAUAACACAGAAGCCUCAAGCCAAGUUCUCUUCAUGUGAUGACAGUGGAUGAUCAUUAUAUGCUAGUUACACACCUUUAAAGGCUAAGUUUAUAGACAAUGCAUAUGUUAUUUCAUUUAAAGUGGAACAUGCACACUUUCUAGUGCAUGCUCUAUAUAUACUAUAUGAUGGGGAGGUAAGGGAGAAGACGAGGAAGAAAAGAUGAACCGUACAUGAUAACGUGUGAGUGUGUGUGUGAUGGAAGUGAUGGGACGGACUGCGUGUGACACAAGCCCAACAUUCCACUCCAGCAGUGACUAUGUGAAGGUGAUGGAUGGCUCAAGUAAGUGUAGAAGAAAAGCACAGCAUCACUGUUGCCAGAAAAGUGUUCGAUAUUGAUGAAAGUGUUUGCAUCUGCAGAAUUGCAAAGUGUGUCGACAGAUCAUAUAUUAUUAUUCUCUAUUUACACAGCUGUAUUCUUCAUGUUACAAACUAAAUACCUAUACAGAAGGAAAGAUGUAAGGUAGCUGGGCAUAAUGGGGUUUUAAUGGAUAAUAAGUGCAUGGAAGGCCAACAAGGUCAGAGGUUAAGGAAAUAAGUUACUUGAUGCAGAGUGAAACCUGCAGCAUUGUUAAAAUUUUAAACACAACUUGUGACAUAUGAGAUGUUCACUUUUUAUUCAGGUUUACAAAGUUUAUGUUUAUUGACACCCUGAAUAAAGAAACAAGUCCAAGAAGUAAGGAUUAUUGAACUUAAGAAAAGAAAAAGAAAAGGUUCUUUGUACCAACACACAGUUAUCAGUCUGAAAGGCAGAGGAAGACAUUAAGGGGGCGACACAUAUUAGUGAAGGGAAUCAAUUUUAUCAGCUUUUUUUUUUUUUUUUUUUUUUUUUUUUUUUUUUUUUUUACAUCAGAAAGACAUAUAUGAAGUUUGACAAUUAUGAUUUUGUAAAAAGAUGAACUAGUCACAUUAUUCAUGAUCACACCAAGUUUUUAAUAUUAUUGUCAAAGAAGUAUUCAGCUAUUUAUAAUGCCACUGAAUUUCCGCUCUUACCAUCCACAUGACCUCUGCAUGUCACUAAUACAGGUCCGGAAACGGAUUUGCCGGCGCCGGGAUCGAACCCGCGACCGGCAACAUCUGCGUGUCACGAAACACACGAGAAAUUAAUCCAGAUCAGUCGCUACAUAACUAUCAUUUUUUUAUUAGCUUCUCAAAUAUUCAUGAUCGUUGCCGCAGUCUGACACAACAUUCAUUAUUCUUGUCACGAUUUAUGUCUAGUUCUUGUUUGUAAGAUUAGUCAGUGAAAACACUUUCAUGGCUUUUUGAACCCCAAGCCGAAUAGUUUACAGCGUACAGUACUUUCAAGAUGAAUCUCCUGCGGCAUUUAAAUCCCUUGCCCCGUGGCCGCCAUGAUUAAACAUCUCCCACCCCCCUCCCCCCCCCGUGGCCGCCAUUUUUAAAUCUCCCAACGUAAAUAAACCCACGUGCCGCCCGCCCACACGCCGCCCGCCCCGCGCCGCACUCCAGGCUUUGGCAGUGUUCUUCGAUGAAGUUGGUUGUCCAAAAUGGGUUGCGCGCGCCUCCCACCGAAAUACACAAAGGUAGGUGGCGGUGUGGGUGAGGCGGCGGGAGGCUGAGAGCAGCACCAGGUGACGGGGGUGGCAGUGGUGGCGGCGGUGUCAAGGCGCCGCCGCCCCGCGUGUGUUGGUACAGAGUCUCCGCCGUUUUAUUUUCUCUGGACGAAAGAUUUGCGUGGCAGGCCGCGGCGCAGGCCAGGAAGCUGUGUUGCCUCGGUAGCCCUCGCGCUGCCGCCCUCCUUCCACUAACCUAAUGUAGGGUUAAAGACGCCUCCAAUUGUAUAAUUACGUGUACGCUAUCUCUUAGGUAUUGUUACGAGUAAAGUCAUCUUCGGGAGUGUUUCCAACAUUCCAGGGCAGCUUGUAUCAUAAGUGUAUAAUUCAUUGGCUUGGAACCUGCAGCAGCAGAGGAACAAAUAAUCAUCAUUGCAUGAUAUCAAUAAGCCAAUACUACAAUUAAGUACAGUUUAUUGUAAUUACUGCAAGUAUGGCAUAAUCAUAAACUAGGACUUGUUAAAAACUCAGAUUUUAAAGUUUGGACACGCUUUCAAUUUCUUGGACAGUACUCGCUAAAUAUUAACCUCAUGCUGCUGACAAUUCAAAAUUCAUGGAAGUUAAUAUGUAAGACAACAAGAUGAGACACAGUCAAGGAGCUACAUUCUGAAUUGGUUUUGCUCCCGCUGUUUGCUGUCGUGUCUUAUGACCUUCAAGGAGUCUCAGGUGUCCAGUGGAGGCCUAUACUGUAUACUUAGGGUAAAACUUAUUUUUUCAGUAAGGCUCUGUGGCACUUGUCUUUGUCCUCCUAACUUACCCCUCAUGAAUAAACACAAUAGUUAGGUCACCCAUGCUAGGUAUGGUCCUAUCACAUGGAAGGGGACAGGAAGGCCCAACAGGUGACGGUGUCAUUACAUGAAAAGAGGUUAGAUUCUUCUGGUUCUUGAGAAAGAGGCUCCAGACACACAGCAGAACCCAAGUAGGCUUACAGUGUCGUAAAGUGAACCCAGUGUUGAUUGUAAGUGAUCUUUAGCAUGUGGGGAGAUUGGAAAGUAAGGUUUGCAAAGUCAGUGAGAUUUAUUUGUACGGGAAUGUAGAAGAAAAGGUGCUAACCGUUGCUGCUUUUUGGCAAGUGUAAUUUUGUACUGCAUGCAUCCCACCUUAUGAUUAUUCAGUAUUACUGUCUUGUUCUUGCAUCGACAAUGGGUAACUGCUGACGGUCAAUUGUUGUCUGAAGGAUAUAGUAAUGCACAGAAAGACUACUGGUCAUGAUAAUCAUCCUGCCCUGUCAAAGAAAAUUAGGAAUCAGCGUAGGUGCCUAUCUCUAUAUAGCUCCAGAAAGUGAUAGGUGUUGCAUCCAUAUACGUAGAUGCCUUAUAACGCUAUGUUAAACAUUAUUAUAUGUUCCACCACCUGUCUAUAUUUUGCCCCAAACAUCAGUUUAUUUACUGGUACGGUUUGUACAUAUUGUAAGUAAAGUGCUUGUGUGCUUGAAUGUCAUGGGCGGCAAAUGAUGUGUGUGUGUGUGUGUGUGUGUGCAUGCGUGUGUGUGUGUGUGUGUGUGUGUGUGUGUGUGUGUGUGUGUGUGUGUGUGUGUGUGCAAGGGCCUGAGCUAGUAUGCUAAGGACAAGGGGUGUGAAUGCUGAGUCUGUGCUUCAUGCUGAGCUUCCCCAGCCUCCCCCAGAGGCUGUGCCAGGGGGGACACAAGACAGGGCCUUCUCCUUAUGUGGGCAAGGUCCCACAAUUAUUGAUUAUGUUUGUUUUCAUCUAUGUAUAUUUUUUCCUGGCCCAUUGUAUGUUGAUUACUUACUGACAUGUAUAUAUGCUACUUGAAUGUGUGCAUGUAAGCUGCAUACAAGUGUGCAUGCAGAUGUAUUGUGAAAUUAAACAAAAAUAUAAUAUUGUGAAAUGAUGUAUUAAAGUAUAAUACCAUUUGUAACGACUCACAAUAUAAAAAAAUGUAAUUACUACCUUUUAAGUAUUAUACCAGGAAUCCUGUAUGUCACACUUGCUCUCAGUUAAGAAAACUAAGCUUUAGUUUUAUUAAGCUGAUGAUUUGACAGCUUCUGACUGACUUGCUUUGCCUCCCGUGUACCGGCAUGGGACACUCACAUGGGUAACCCCCCCCCCCCCCCUCCACUACAGUAGGUUCUUAAUAAAUGCACACUCAUUUAAGUUUUCACUUAAAAACUCUUCACUUACUGAUACUUAUAUCAGUUUUCUCCCAUUAUUUGCAUAUUAUUUCUGAAUUUCCUAUUUGAAAUAUAAAACUUAGUCAUUACAAGUUUUUCAAACAAAAUCUGUUUACUAAAUUGAAAAUUAUCAAAGAUGAAAGAAGUCAGCAAAAGAUCCAUACGGUAAUUUUCAGCAAAUAAUGACAUUAAAUUUUUUUCAGAAGUCCUUUUUUCUUCAUAAGAGUGAUUUUUCCUGUAAUGGUCACAAGUUCUGUGGUAAGCCUUCUCUUUGCUUGUGAGUGAAGAGCUGGAUGUUACUUUGUUGCUAAGUCUCUGACUUCAAGGCAAUUUGUGAGCUACUGAAAACCCACCACAAAACACAUGUAUUGAGUUAUAAAAACUUUUGAUACUUGCACCUCCACCGAGAAGGUACAAGGAUUUCCAUAUUUUGUGAAUGAGUUAUAUUAUUUUGCAAUGUUUUGUUGAUUUUUGGGGUUCAAUAUUUCCUUGUUCUCUUCUGCUGCUGAGUUCAUCCCACCUACAUUUUUAUGUUCAUGUCCCGAGGCUGUAAACUAAAAAUGUUUACACCUGUGUAAAACUCAAAAGAAAGACGUUUAAUGUAAUGCUAAUUAUAAGUAAGUUUGGACCAUAUUUAGCCUGACAAAUAAGUAGUGCCUUCAUGAAAGUCGACAUGUUAAGAGAGCCAAGGCUGUAGAAAUCUCAUGUAAAUGGUCGUUUGUUUGGUGAGAGAAGUUAUUUUUGGAAGUAGCCAGUGCAAUAUUGGAUUUACAAUGAUUGAUAGCACCAUAAUGCCAUUCAGAAUGUUAACAACCCAUUCAGUGCUAUUUGGUUGAUUCAGGUUAUAAUACUUAAGCAAAACAAACAUGUAUUGAAAUUUUUAUGCCAUCAAUAGCCUACCCAUGUAUGCUACUUUGUCAUUAUAAUAUAUUUUUUAGGUUAUAUACACAAUCCUGUUAGUUGAAGUGUUGAGUUUAUCAGCUGGCAUUUCUAACCUGUGCCCUGCCCGUCCAGUGCCACUUUUGUGCGGGCGUUCUUGACCCAUUUAGAUCAGGCCCACCUUAUCAGUGCUCAUUGUCAAAUCUUCAGUCUUAGGCUAGCCCUGUACAUAUAUAACAUGAUGAUAUUAGUUAAUUUUGUAUAGCUGUCUCAUCCCCCCAUGAAUUACUACGGUACGUAUUUUUACGGAUGUAAAUAAAGAACCCAUCAAAUAAACUAUGCAAUCUUUAUAAUAAAACUACCACAAAGA